AUGGCAGAAUACGAAGAAUGCAUUAUGAGGUUAAAAGCAGCCAUUGAAACAAAGGUCAAAACACUUAAAGUAUAUGGAGAUUCCUCAUUAGUAGUGUACAAACUAAGGGGAGAAUGGGAGACGAAGGGCUCGAAGCUAGUUCAAUAUCGCAAUUUGGCCCUCGAACUACUGAAAGAAUUUAAGGAUGUCACAUUCAGGUAUCUCCCCCGAGAAGAAAAUCAAAUGGCUGAUGUUUUGGCUACAUUGGAUGCAAUGUUUAAAGCUAAUAAGAAGACAAACAUGAUGUCAAUAAGGAUGCAAGUAUAUGAGACCCCUGUUCAUUGUUAUCUUCUAGAAGAAGAAAUGGAUGGCCAUACAUGGUAUCAUGAUAUCUUACAGUAUAUGAGAUAUCAGACAUAUCCCCCUAGCGCAUCUGAAAUUGAAAAGAAAACAAUCAGAAGAAUAGAAACUGGAUACUUUCUUGAUAGAGAGAUCUUAUAUAGAAGGGCGGUGACCAAGUUUUGUUGA
Messenger RNA from Hibiscus syriacus, 507 nucleotides. RefSeq lists its product as uncharacterized. Gene Ontology annotation, molecular function: nucleic acid binding; RNA-DNA hybrid ribonuclease activity. The record is from RefSeq and is a predicted model, not a curated record. The coding region runs from base 1 to 507 and encodes 168 amino acids. NCBI's taxonomy places the organism in Eukaryota, Viridiplantae, Streptophyta, Magnoliopsida, Malvales, Malvaceae. The transcript has a single exon.